Panicum hallii is the source of this 1502-nucleotide messenger RNA. Its product is annotated as peptidyl-prolyl cis-trans isomerase-like. The coding region runs from base 263 to 613 and encodes 116 amino acids. Gene Ontology annotation, biological process: protein peptidyl-prolyl isomerization. Gene Ontology annotation, molecular function: peptidyl-prolyl cis-trans isomerase activity. Lineage: Eukaryota; Viridiplantae; Streptophyta; Magnoliopsida; Poales; Poaceae. The record is from RefSeq and is a predicted model, not a curated record. The transcript is spliced from 7 exons.
GCAAAGCAGAGUCCUGCCUGGUCGCCGCCUUGCCCUUCGCCUUCCCGCACCGCCGGAGCACGACGCAACCCCACCACCACACCUCGAUCUCCUCCUACCCCCGCCGUCUUCCCGCACGGCGCGGGCUGUUGGUCCGUCCGUGUUUGCCGGUAAUACUCAUCCCCACACCUCCCUGCUGAUGGUGUUGUGGGUUCGGUUCGCUGGUUCGGGUUCUUAUUCAGCCUACAGGUGAUCGACCUACAAGGGGGGGUGUGUGGAAACCAUGUCCAAGGUCAAGAACCCCCACGUUUUCUUGGACAUAUCCAUUGGUGGAGGUAGACCUGACAGGAUCACAUUCGAGCUCUUUGCUAAUGUAGUUCCAAAGACGGCUGAGAACUUCCGAGCUCUUUGUACUGGUGAGAAAGGCAUUGGAGCAUCUACACAGAAGCCACUUCAUUUUAAGGGAAUGAUCUUCCAUCGCAUUGUUAAAGGGUUUAUGGCACAGGACAUGGUGGAGAAAGCAUAUAUGGCGGAAAUUUUCCAGAUGAAAACUUCAGGCUAUCCCAUGAUCAGCCUGGUGUCCUACCUAUGGCAGGUGGUGGACCAAACAGCAAUGGAUCCCAAUUUUUUAUAACAUUCAGGGAUGAACCUAGUCUUAAUCGGUAUUGCUCUUUCCUUCUGUCACUUGGCUUUAUCAGAUUCUGAGUUCCACACCACAACAAAAUUUAAUAUCCCUUGAGACAAUUUAUUGAGGACAUUGUGAAAAGUAAUGAUUUAGAGUAUGCAAUGAGCCCAAUGUUGAUCGUGUAUUAUAGUUGCCUCAACAGCGAUUCAUGUCAUUAGUUCCUAUGAUAUGUCUUCUUCGUCUUGCAUUCCUUACUGGUUUCCCCAUGGUCUCUCAACCUUAAAUGAGUUCAAUUUGUACUUUGUGGAAAACACGUGGUCUUUGGAAAGAUGGUCAGUGAAAACUCUGCAUCAUCGGCACCUUUGGUACAGAGCGAUGCCAGAUUUCCUCUCGAUGACAUCCAGAAACCCAUGCCGUGCUAGCUCCUGGUGAGGCUUGCUAUCCUUCCCGGUUGAGGCCGGUAGAGGGAUGGUGUUUCCGUGCCUGGCAGGGACAUUGGUGCGUGAUGCCCAGCUAGCCCAUGGUUUCGCAAAGGUCCGGAUCGACAUGGUCAGUAGCCCCUUCAUGGCUGUCCCGCUGGAGAAGCUCCCGAACAAUGAGAUCGUUACACUAGGGGAUGCCGUCCACACAUUUGUCCAGUGGCCCAAGAGAGACAUUGCCUUGGAAGUGCCGGCUCCCUAGCCACACACACACAAAAAAAAAAAAUCUUGUCUUGGAAUCCUGUGUCAGCAGGAACAUCAUCACCGUUCAAGUCAUAUGAUUGUGAUUCAGAAUAUCUUACUGAUAUACAUAUGCUGUGUCAAGAUGUAGUGUUCAGUUUGUGUGAUGCCUAAAUGUGAAUCAGUAGUGAUCUUCAUCAGAAGCAAACAAUUCAAGCAACCAGGGAUUCUGUCAUCUA